This is a messenger RNA of Triticum turgidum subsp. durum (durum wheat), 1116 nucleotides long. The record is from the annotation of a GenBank genome assembly. Lineage: Eukaryota; Viridiplantae; Streptophyta; Magnoliopsida; Poales; Poaceae.
AUGACGGGAGAAAUGGCGAUGGAGAAGCGUCGGCGUCGGCACGCACCACCGGCGGUCGCCUCCUCCUCUUCGUCGACCGCCGAGGCCUCCGGCCACACGCCGUCCCCUCCGGCAGACCUCCUCCCAGACAUCGCCCGUCGCCUGACCUCCCUGGAGGACUUCUUCUCCCUCCGCGCCUCCUGCCGUGACUACCGCGCCCUCCUCCCGGCGUCCCGCCCCCACCUCGCCUCCCAGGCCCCGCUCCUCCUCGUCUCCCUCUACCCCUCCUUCGCCGAGGCGCUCUUCCACCCCCGCCUCCGCCGCCUCCACCGCUUCCGCCUCCCCUGGGGCCACCACCUGCCCCCCUCCCGCUUCACCCUCCUCUACGCCCACGGCUUCCUCGUCACCGCCACCACCGCGGCCGCCCAGUACCCCCCCAGGCUCCUCCUCCUCCACCUCUUCACCGGCGACCAGCAGCGCCUCCCCAGGGUCCCCACCCCCUUCUCCCGGGCCAUCCUCUCUGCCGACCUCCUCGUCGUGCUCUUCCUGCCCGGCAGGUCCACCGUCCAGCACUGCCGCCCCGGGGAUGCGCUCUGGCGUGUGGCCACCGCCGAUGCGCCCCACGUGUUCGACGAUUUGAUCUUCGUUGACGCCACCCUCUACGCCCUGGUUGGCCUCCGUCUCGCCACGCUGGAGCUGUCCAAAAGUUCGCUGGAGCUGUCAUUCCUUGGAGGAGAGUAUGAUGAGGAGAACAGGCCGGUGGGGGAGCGGUUCAUGCUUGGGGAGUGCGACGGCGAGGUGUUGCUCAUCAGCGAGGAGCAGGCAGAGACGGUUGUGUACCGUGUUUUCCGGUGGGUGCCUGGGGAGGGAAAGUGGGUGAUGAUAACAAGCUUGGGUGGGCGAACAUUGUUUCUUGGGUUCCAUGGAUUCGCGGCUUGCAUCGGCCCAGGUUUCCCUGAGAUUCGAGGUGAUUGCAUAUAUGCAGCUGGGCGACGCUUGGGUGAAUGGUUCGAGUAUUCCUUGGUUAAUGGAACUUGUGAUGUCUGCUAUGCUGAAUAUGUGGGCGCACCACCCCUGAACAGCGAUUCACCUCUCAGACCUCCGGUUUGGGUCUUCCCCAGCUUGGUGCCAGCCUGA